Molecule: messenger RNA, 3727 nt
Organism: Drosophila serrata
Lineage: Eukaryota; Metazoa; Arthropoda; Insecta; Diptera; Drosophilidae
Gene: tst
Product: superkiller complex helicase subunit twister
Biological process (GO): nuclear-transcribed mRNA catabolic process, 3'-5' exonucleolytic nonsense-mediated decay
Cellular component (GO): Ski complex
Molecular function (GO): ATP binding; RNA helicase activity; RNA binding
Source: RefSeq, a predicted model, not a curated record
UCGCACUAUUUUGCCGACACUCGUUUGCUAAACAAAGCGCUUUUAUUUUGCAGCAAACUCUUAAAAUGAGCGAGAUUAGGGGCGAGGACAACCUGGAGAGGUUGCGCAAUUACAUCCUGCGCCCGGAACUCUCCAUCCACGAUCCCCUGCCGGACGUACUGCCACGCAAAUUCGAUCCGAUGCGCCUGUUGCAUGUGCCCCGCGGUCCUGGGACUACUAAGUUAGUUCCUCGUCGCGACCAGAGCGGAAAGAUUCUGGAAUUCCUGGAGGUGGACUUGGAGGAUGUGGGGGCCAAUGCCAACAAUUCGAUGUCCAUGCAGCGCGAACCGGGUCUGCUAGAUGAGGCGACGCGUGGCUCGCACUCAAACUAUCCCUUCUGGCCAGGCGGGUUCGACGAGCAGCGGCAACAGAUCGCGGCACUGGAUGUGGAUAACUUUAUGAUCGGGGACAAGCUGCUCACAGUGCCACCGGGCUUUUCGUCCGGUCACAACUUCUCCCAAUCGGAGCCUGUGGCUCCGGCGCCUGUACUACCCGACGCCAGCAACGUGGAUUUGCUGGAGAAUCUGGAACAAGAUCUAGACGUGCAAGAGUGGAUGCAGCUGACGCGCCUUCCGGAAACGGGCUCUUCUGGAGUCGCUCAAGGUGCCGGAGAGGGAAACCUGCCCUUUCCCUCCGAGGAGUUCCAGGACGUCGAUGACCAGAUCAUGAAGGCAGACCUUAAGCCAGUGCUAAACAUUUCCACUGCCACGAAGACCUUCAAGAGCGACUGGGCCGAGAUGGUGGACAUCAGUCAUCCCAUCAACGAUUUUAAGGAGCAGAUACCCUGCCCGGCUAUGGAGUUUCCCUUCGAGCUGGACGUCUUUCAAAAGCAGGCAAUUCUCAAGCUCGAGCAGCGCCAGUAUGUGUUCGUGGCGGCCCAUACCUCGGCCGGUAAGACGGUGGUGGCCGAAUACGCCAUCGCGUUGUCAAAACGCGAUCUAACCCGCACCAUAUACACGUCCCCGAUCAAAGCUCUGUCCAAUCAGAAGUAUCGCGACUUCCGCAAGACUUUCAAAGACGUUGGACUGAUUACGGGGGAUCUGCAGAUCGAACCAACCGCCUCUUGCCUGAUUAUGACCACCGAGAUUCUGCGCUCCAUGCUGUACUGUGGGAGUGAAGUCACCAGGGACCUGGAAUACGUCAUCUUCGACGAGGUGCACUACAUCAAUAACCCGGAAAGAGGUCAUGUGUGGGAGGAGGUCAUCAUUCUACUGCCGGACCACGUAAACAUCAUAAUGCUCAGUGCCACAGUGCCUAACACCAUGGAGCUGGCCGACUGGGUUGGCAGCACCAAGAAGCGCAAGGUGUAUGUUAUUAGUACUCUAAAAAGGCCCGUUCCUCUGACUCACUUUCUUUACACGGGAGCCGGCGGCAAGAGCCGGGACGAUAUCUUCCUGCUUGUGGACGCUCAAGGAAAGUACCUGCAGGGUAACUACGAGAAGGCCGUGGAGCGUAAAAAGGAAAUGCAGGGCAAGGCGAAAGGCGGUGGUGGCGCUUCAAAGAACUACGUGAACGCCAAGCAGGAGCAGUACACCUGGAUCGGACUAAUUGAUUUUCUGCGGCGCAACAACAAGAUGCCAGUAGUGGCCUUUACCCUGUCCCGGAAUCGGUGCGACGCCAACGUUGCGGCCUUGCAGUCGGUGGAUCUCAACACGGAGAAGGAGAAGGGUUCAGUGCAAAAGUUCUUCCUGCAAUGCCUUGCGAAGCUAAAGCCUCCGGAUCGCACCAUUCCACAGGUGCUUGCCCUCAAGGACGCCCUAGAGCGGGGCAUCGGAGUGCACCACAGCGGCAUCCUGCCAAUACUCAAGGAGAUCGUGGAAAUGCUCUUCCAGAAUGGACUGGUGAAGUUGCUCUUUGCAACCGAGACAUUUGCAAUGGGCGUCAACAUGCCGGCUCGCACGGUUGUCUUCGAUUCGCACAAGAAGUUCGAUGGCGUCGAGGUGCGCAAUCUGAAACCCGGAGAGUACAUUCAGAUGGCUGGCAGGGCAGGCCGGCGAGGUCACGAUGAAACGGGCACGGUUAUUCUGCUGUGCAAGGCCAAUGUGCCGCCAUCGAUGGAGUUGCGACCUAUGAUCCUUGGCUUACCCGAGAAGCUGCAGUCACAGUUCAUUCUGCGCUAUGCAGUGAUCCUCACCUGCCUACGCAUCGAAAGCAUCAAAGUGGAGGACAUCAUGAAGUUUAGCUUCAAGGAGUUCAACCAAAAACUGCAGCUGCCCACGCAACAGAAGCAGCUCCGCCUGGCAGAGGACAAGUUUGCCAUGCUUCCGACCCUUGGCGAGCACCUGAAGCCGCUGAUUGAAUUCUAUGAUAAGGCUGUGGAGUACUGGAAGGAGAAGCAUCGUACCAUGAAAUUCGUUGUCACCCAAGCCAAGAUCCAGAAAGAGCUGAAAGUGGGCCGCGUCAUCGUAGUCACCCAGGGAAAGCACUACAACAAGCUGGCCAUCCUACUUAACACCAAGUCCGUUCCAGGCAAGGACACUGUAUACAAAGUACUAGUCCUAGACCACCAGUUCAAGGCAAAGGAUAAUGAUAAUUUGCAGCGAGGCGAGCUCUACUACAAAAUUAUCUCCCUCACUUCUAAUCAUAAGAUGUUCCAGCCGGAGGGAAUUGGGGGACACACUGUGUUGGACAUCAAGGCAAUUGAUAUUAUUAGCAUUACCAAGAACACAUUCAAGGUCGAUGCUGAUGUGAUCAUCCGGAACUGGGAGCAGCGGCAGUUAGAGCGCUUUAAGGACACACCGCCAGGUGGAACCGUGGUCAAGACUGUAACCGAACUGCACCAGCUCAACGAGAACUACAUUGCCAAUCCGGAUUCCGUCAAGUUUGUAAACCUGUCCAAGGAGAUCAAUGUGAACGCGGAUACGGAAGUGGCCGAACUUAACUAUGUAGAUCACCUGUUUCGGCAAGUGGGCGACUUGCUACCGCACACCAACAUAGCCGGCUUCGAGCAGGAGUUCGCCAAGGUCUAUGAGCGCCGCAUGCUGGAGAUUCACAUCGAGGAGCUGCGCUUCAAGAAUUCCGCAAAGAACCUCUCUCUCUAUCCUGACUACUGCAACAAGAUGGACGUGCUUCGAGCUCUCAAAUAUAUCGAUGAGCUGAACGAGGUGACACUCAAAGGCAAAGUGGCCUGCGAGAUGGGCCAAAACGAGCUUCUGAUCACAGAGCUCAUUCUGUGCAACAUGUUCAAUGAUCUCGAACCCGCUGAGAUUGCGGCCCUGCUCUCUGGCCUUGUCUUCCAGGCGAAAAUCCAGGGCGAGCCUGUUAUUCCGGAGCCGCUGAAGAAGUGUGUAGCAGCUUUUGAACAGAUCAACGACACAAUUCUGGCCGAGGAGCAGCGCUACCAUGCGGUCAUCGAGGCAGAGAAUAGGCUUAACUUCGGCCUGAUCGAGGUGGUCUACGAGUGGGCGAGAAACAAGCCCUUUGCUGAGAUUAUGAAACUGACCGAGGUGCAGGAGGGCAUUAUCGUGCGGUGCAUCCAGCAGCUGGACGAGACGCUGCGUGAUGUAAAAACGGCUGCCAUACGAAUUGGUAAUCCUGGACUGCAGUCUAAAAUGGAGGAGGCGUCUGCGGCCAUCAAACGCGAUAUUGUGUUCACCGCUUCUCUGUAUACGGAACUGUAAAUAGAGGAAGGCAACCCGUCAAGAGAGAAUAAACAAGGACGAAAUGUGAUUUCUUAGUCUAUACAUUA